GAAAAAGAAUAUAUCAAGAUGAGUAAAAAGCCUCCAAAUCGUCCUGGAAUCACAUUUGAGAUUGGUGCUCGUUUGGAGGCACUGGACUAUUUACAAAAAUGGUAUCCAUCUCGUAUUGAGAAGAUAGAUUAUGAGGAGGGGAAGAUGUUGGUCCAUUUUGAACGUUGGAGUCAUCGCUAUGAUGAGUGGAUUUACUGGGACAGCAAUAGGUUGCGACCCUUGGAGCGACCAGCAUUAAGGAAAGAAGGGCUGAAAGAUGAUGAAGAAUUUGUUGAUUUUAAACCUGGAGAAGAAGUCCUAGCUCGUUGGACAGACUGUCGAUAUUACCCUGCAAAGAUUGAAGCAAUUAAUAAGGAGGGAACAUUCACAGUACAGUUCUAUGAUGGUGUUAUUCGAUGUCUUAAGAGGAUGCAUAUCAAAUCUAUGCCAGAGGAUGCAAAAGGGCAGGAUUGGAUAGCUUUGGUCAAAGCUGCUGCUGCAGCAGCAGCCAAGAACAAAGCAGGAAGUAAACCUAGAACCAGUGCAAACAGCAAUAAAGAUAAAGAGGACAGAAAAUGGCUAAAAGUUCCUUCAAAAAAGGAAGAAACCUCAACCUCUGCAAUCAUGCAGGAAGCCCAAAAAAAGGAAGAGGAACCUACAUCUAGUGACACAUUUGGAUUUCCUGUAGUGGAUGUUCCAAAGAUGGCCUUUGUGCAGGCAGAGAGCACGUUAUCACACAAGAGGAAAAGUAAUUUAGGCAACUCAUUUCAGGCAAAGAGAGCUCGUCUUAACAAGAUCACUGGUUUAUUGGCAUCCAAAGCUGUUGUUGCAGAUGGUGCUGAAAAAAAGGAAGGCAACAAAGAAACAGCUCCAGUCCUGGAGCAGGUAUGA
This is a messenger RNA of Cariama cristata (Red-legged seriema), 870 nucleotides long. RefSeq names its product PHD finger protein 20-like protein 1. Lineage: Eukaryota; Metazoa; Chordata; Aves; Cariamiformes; Cariamidae. The record is from RefSeq and is a predicted model, not a curated record. The coding region runs from base 19 to 870 and encodes 283 amino acids. Gene Ontology annotation, biological process: regulation of transcription by RNA polymerase II. The transcript is spliced from 7 exons. Gene Ontology annotation, cellular component: nucleus; NSL complex.